Molecule: messenger RNA, 655 nt
Organism: Humulus lupulus (European hop)
Lineage: Eukaryota; Viridiplantae; Streptophyta; Magnoliopsida; Rosales; Cannabaceae
Product: probable steroid-binding protein 3
Exons: 1
Coding region: 80-382 (100 amino acids)
Cellular component (GO): endomembrane system; membrane
Source: RefSeq, a predicted model, not a curated record
AUAUCACAUUAUCUCGCCACCAAACUCCAAACUCCACACAGACAGACCCCAAUCUGCUAAGCAGAUCUCCGAAGCGGCUAUGGACCUCACACCGCAAGAACUGAGCCAAUACAAAGGCACGGACCCCUCCAAGCCCAUAUACGUGGCUAUCAAGGGUCGCAUCUUCGACGUGACGACGGGCAAGUCUUUCUACGGCCCGGAUGGUUCCUACUCGAUGUUCGCCGGAAAGGACGCCAGCAGGGCUCUGGCCAAGAUGAGCAAGAACGAUGAAGACAUCUCUCCUUCCAUCGACGAUCUCUCCGAGAAGGAGAUCGGCGUUCUCAAUGACUGGGAGAAGAAGUUCGAAGCUAAGUACCCUGUGAUUGGCCGUGUUGCUUCUUGAAUUUUCAAUUCCCCACCUAUGUUUGUAAUGGUUUAAUCUCAUAGACACAUAUGAUAUGUAACUAUAUUAUCAUGGGAGUUUACUGUCUUCUGGGUAUCUGUAAUCUUGAUAAAGAUCGAUGUAUCGCAAUCUGAUUGUGGAUCUGGCUUGUAUGUCUAUGACUUUCAGUGGAUUAUUAUGCGUAUUAAUGUUGAUAAUAAAUGCAUAUGGGUUCAUGUGAUCAUGUAAAAUUCGGUUCCUUUUCGUCUAAUGAUUGACAUUGUUGUGUUCUUA